AGCCCAGAACAAGAAAUCUCACCACAAGUAGCGUUUUCCCUGGAAUCCCAGUGAGAGAAGUUAUUUAGGGUUUUUGCGACGCCAUCACUCUCCUCUGUAGCUUCUGCCGUCAAGUCCUUUCGUCAUGGCUGAACAAACCGAGAAGGCUUUUUUGAAGCAACCAAAAGUGUUCCUUAGCUCGAAGAAAACUGGGAAGGGGAAGAGACCAGGGAAAGGUGGAAACCGCUUUUGGAAAUCCAUUGGACUUGGAUUUAAGACUCCCAGGGAAGCCAUCGAAGGAACUUAUAUUGACAAGAAGUGCCCCUUCACUGGCAAUGUCUCCGUCCGUGGCCGUAUCCUGGCUGGAACAUGUCACAGUGCUAAGAUGAACAGGACAAUCAUUGUCAGGAGGAAUUAUCUCCAUUUCAUAAAGAAGUACCAGAGGUACGAGAAGAGGCACUCAAAUAUUCCUGCUCACAUAUCACCUUGUUUUCGUGUGAAGGAAGGAGAUCAUGUCAUUAUUGGUCAAUGCAGGCCUCUCUCUAAAACAGUGAGGUUCAAUGUAUUGAAAGUGAUCCCUGCUGGAUCUUCGAGCGGUGCUAAGAAGGCAUUUACUGGGAUGUGAGCUUUGUUUUCCAGUUUUAUGAGUUUAUUAGAUUAUGUUGUACGCCUUGAAUUUUGAAAUCUAUUAGGUUUUCUUAAGCAAUGCAGACUCUUCUCCUGUUUCCCAGUAUAUUUAAUUACUUCUCAUUUGGGUUUAAAGUUAUGGAAUUGUUUUUAAACC
This is a messenger RNA of Vigna umbellata (rice bean), 763 nucleotides long. Its product is annotated as small ribosomal subunit protein uS17. Gene Ontology annotation, biological process: translation. Gene Ontology annotation, molecular function: structural constituent of ribosome. Lineage: Eukaryota; Viridiplantae; Streptophyta; Magnoliopsida; Fabales; Fabaceae. Gene Ontology annotation, cellular component: cytosolic small ribosomal subunit; ribosome. The record is from RefSeq and is a predicted model, not a curated record.